Messenger RNA from Puccinia graminis f. sp. tritici CRL 75-36-700-3, 616 nucleotides. RefSeq lists its product as uncharacterized. The transcript has a single exon. The record is from RefSeq and is a predicted model, not a curated record. Bases 155 to 547 code for a protein of 130 amino acids. NCBI's taxonomy places the organism in Eukaryota, Fungi, Basidiomycota, Pucciniomycetes, Pucciniales, Pucciniaceae.
AGGACAACGGUCAGCGAAAGACACUUCCGCUUCACCUCCCCCUCCCCCAACCGACUGCAUCACAUCCCACGUUACAUCGAUCAACGCGCAAGUUCAAAUCCCACUCGCAGCCAGCUAACUUAUCCGCCGGCUCCGAAGACUCACCUUCCAAAAAAUGAAACUGGCCACGAUCGGCUGGGCUGUGGGACUAACAGUACUGUAUACGGCCAUCUCUUCGGCCAACGACGGGUUCCAAUGUGCCCGAUGCUUCCUCUUGACCGCCAAGCCGGCCACCUUCCCCGGUCAGAUCGAGAAGGACUCCAUCGCGCCUUGCGGAAAAGACUUGGGAAACCAUCUCAUCUGUCAAGCCAACCGAGAGAAAUUGUUCUUCUAUUGUACACCGUGUAAGGAAUGGACUCGCGCUAAUGUCCCAAAGACCUUCAAUAACCGCGGCGAAUGCCACCAUGAUAAUAAGGAGGUCUUCGUCCCCCCUGAUCGUACUCCCAAACAACCCCCUCCAUACUUUAACUUCAUGGGCGUUGAGGAUGAUUAUCCUUCUACUAGUUAAUUAAUAUAUACAUUCUAAUCCAUUGAUUAAUUGGCUCUGGGGUCUCCAUUCCUGGCAAAUAGCUCAUUG